Molecule: messenger RNA, 1653 nt
Organism: Lineus longissimus
Lineage: Eukaryota; Metazoa; Nemertea; Pilidiophora; Heteronemertea; Lineidae
Exons: 3
Coding region: 1-1653 (550 amino acids)
Source: RefSeq, a predicted model, not a curated record
AUGGAAAACUUCACCGAGGUGAUUCUGAAGGAGUGGGGUAUGGAGGAAUUAAUAUCAGUCUUCAACGAACAUGGCAUUGACGAGGAAUGUUUUCAUCUCUUGGACGAGGAUACUUUGAAGGAGUUAAUUCCAAGGAUUGGAACACGACUUCGAUUCAAACAGAAGCUGUCAUUGAACAGGAAUGCUGUAUCGAAUGGAUGCCAACGGACCUUUCAGUCUGUUUGGCCUUACAAAAGGCAUUUGAUAAAACAUGUUCUUGAACAAGACAGCAACAAUGAUACAUUUAUAAAUGAUGUGCCCGGAGAGGUGUUUGAUUAUAAUAGUGAAAAUGAAGACAUGAUGCAUUCUGGAGAUGAUGUUGAAAUUGAUGGUGUAAAUGAUUUUACAGGACAAAGUCGUCAUGCUGAGCUUGAUGUUAUGUCAAUAGCUUCAUCGUUCAUUAGUAAACUGAAGGCCAAGGCAAACCUGCCUCUCUCUACGUUGAACACUGUCAUUGAAUGCACUUCCGAAAUGUUUUCUGAAAUUAUUGAAGCAUUGAAAGAGAAAACGAAGAAGGUAGUGGAAGACCUCGGGAAUGGGAUGAGGAAUGAUGAUGAUUUGGCAGACCUAAUGAAUGAUUUUGAAGAGAGUCGGAGACCUUUUACCGGUUUAGAAACUGGAUGGCUUCAAAACAAAUAUUUUUUAAACCUCGGCACUUUCAUUCCUCCAGUUUCUGUUCCGCUUGGAGUUGCCUUUAAUCCCCAGCCAGACCCUCAUUCUGGUGUUGUCCUCCAACACCAAAAGCGUGACACAUUUGAGUAUGUGCCUAUCAGAGACCUGUUGCUAGAAGUCCUUGAUGCUGAUUUGCUGGAUGCUAUCCGACAGUACAAGACCAGGGAACAUGAGCCUGGGAUUCUUGAAGAUUUUAAAGAUGGCAGUUACUACAAAUCCAACCCAGCCCUGUGCGAUCCUGAGACCAUAAAUAUUUUACUGUAUUUUGAUGAGUUAGAAACUACAAACCCUUUUUCUCCCAAAGCUGGCACCCAUAAACUGGGUUUGUUCUACUUCACACUGAAAGAUGUUCACUCAGUACACCAGUCCAGUUUAAAGAAUAUGUUCUUGCUUGCUGUUGCCCUCUCAAAAGACAUAAAGCAUUAUGGUUUUAAUGCAAUAUUGAAUCCAAUUGUAGAUGAUCUGAAAGUGCUAGAAUCUGAGGGUUUGUUGUGUGAUGAUGGAACAAAAGUGCGUGUGGUUUUAGGCCAGACAACAGGUGAUAACUUGGGGCUGCAUGGCAUGCUAGGUUUUGCUGAGGGAUUUACAGCUAACUUUCCUUGCCGCAGAUGUUCGAUGCCGAGAGAUGAUGCUCACACUGCAACUGCUGAAGACGACUCCCUGAUUAGGACAGUUGAGACAUAUGAUAGAGACAUAGCCGUUGAUGAUGUUAGUAGAACCGGAGUAAAGAGGAUGUGUCCGCUGAAUGACUUAGUAGGAUAUCAUGUCACUGAUAACCAUGUCUUUGACAUUAUGCAUGACAUUCUUGAGGGGGUUGGCCUAAUAGAGGUAAAACUGGUCUUGAAGGCGAUCAUCACUGAAGGUGUGCUCACUCUCGAUGUGAUCAACGACCGAAUAGUGUCAUUUGAUUAUGGAUUUCCUGAGUCGUCAAACCCUCUGUGA